AACAAAUUUGAUCAUCAGUGAUAUUCAUCACAGUAUUCCGAAUGACACUUUGUGAUAAAAUAAUAUAUAUUAUUUCACCAUUUUUGUGAAAACAAUCUGUACAAUGUACAUAUAUGACUCAUAUAUAAUGAGUAAAAUGAGGAAUAUAGCGCUCAGCCGAUAAGAUUAACUAUUGUUUUUGUAGAUGUAAACAACACCAAUACCAACCACUAAUUGACAAUACUUACGAUUUUCCAUAUAAAUUUGUUGGCAACGAAUCAUCCGCUAUGCUUUAGUAUUAUUUUCUGUGCAAUAUUCGGUGUCACGUCCGCAUUAGCGCAGUAAAAAUUUGAAAUAAUACACAAAUUUUAAUAUUUUAAAUUUUAAUUUUAUUUUUGAAAAGAAAGAAAAUAUUUGGUUAUGGCUCAGUUACCUGCUUCCCAUCCUCAUAUUCCGUAUCUUGGAUUGAUACCAGGAGGAUUUCAUCAUGGCCUGAUGAUCCGAGUAACCGGCGAAAUGCUUUAUCACGAUAGAUUUGACGUGGAGAUUAGAGCCGGACCUAUUUUAACACCAUCCGAUGAUAUAAAUGUACAUUUGAGUGUUCGUCCAAACGAAGGCGCAAUCGUUAGGAAUUCGAUGAUCAGCCAAUCAUGGGGCGACGAAGAAAGAUUCGGCGGUUGUCCAAUCCAGCAUGGGCAACGAUUUGAGAUUUUAAUACUUGGGGAAUUAAAUCAAUUCAAAAUUGCUGUUAAUGGUCGUCAUUUCUGUGAAUUCCGACAUCGAAUUCCCCUGUCUUCGGCUAGAUUUGUUCAUGUCCAAGGCCAAGUGAAAAUCCAUUCAAUAAGACUAGAAGGUGAUCCAAACACAUUGACACCAUCCGCUCCAUUGCUAACAACGCUGACGACAUCAAUGCCCUCAUAUCAACAAGCACCACCACAGCCGUAUCAAGGCUAUCAGCCGCAUCAUCAGCCACAUACACAAUACGUACACCCAAGUCCAUAUAAUACUUUUUCGACGACUGUGACUGCGGUGCCUAGUCAGCAGCAAACGUAUCCGAGCGGUCAAUAUUAUUAUCAACAACCGCCACACCAAACAUAUUAUUAUCAACCAGGACAACCGAAUUUGUCGAAUCAGCCCUAUCAACAAAAUCCAUCAUAUAAUACCUACCAAACCACACCACAUUACUCUUCACCACCGAAAAGUGGUUCUGGAACAAAAGCAUUAAAAUAUGCGGCGGGUAUCGGGGGAAUUGGCCUGGGUGCCUACGCUAUUUCAAAAAUGUUCGACAGUGAUGGCUCAAAUUCGGACUGAAUCAAAAUGCACAUAAUGUUAAAAUAUUCAUAAAUAUUCCAAACGAUGAAACAAAUAAAUUCCAACUUGCGUUAGCCAUACCGA
Messenger RNA from Sitodiplosis mosellana (orange wheat blossom midge), 1374 nucleotides. Its product is annotated as galectin-9-like. Bases 400 to 1290 code for a protein of 296 amino acids. Gene Ontology annotation, molecular function: carbohydrate binding; galactoside binding. The transcript has 7 exons. NCBI's taxonomy places the organism in Eukaryota, Metazoa, Arthropoda, Insecta, Diptera, Cecidomyiidae. The record is from RefSeq and is a predicted model, not a curated record.